CGGGCUGAUGCCGCCUGAACUCUUUCUUUGGCUCGUGCCCCCCGAGGGGGCCUGGAACGUCUCCAGGGAACUCCAUGACGUGCCCCGGGCGGGCAGCGACGUCACGGGCGGAACGCGGGGGGUUCCGGGGCUUCCCCUGGCCGGGGCGCCCCCCCGCCCGUGCCCGUGCCCGUGCCCGUCCCGCGCCGAGUCGGGAGGUGGGCGAGCGUUGGCGGCGGCGGCGGCGGAGCGGCCUGGCCCGGGGCCCCGUGCGGCUCGGGGAGCGGCGCUGCCCGGCGGCGGCGGCGGCGGGAGGCCCCGGGGCUGGGCCGCGUCCCCGAAAGUUUCCUGGCCGCCCGCCGGCCGGUGAUGCGCGGCUGAUGGAUUGCAUUGUGGGUGUCAAUACAAGUGACGGCCAUAUUUGCCGGUGCUGCGACUGCUGUAAACAACCCAAAGUGGCUGGCAGCGCCGGGGCGGCGGGAUCGCGGCCCGGCCGGCUGGGCAUGGCUCUCGGCAUGUCCUACAAGCCCAGCGGCAGCUCGCACCUCCCCGGCGCGGGCCUCGGCUCCGCUGGAAGCGUUCACUCUCCCUCCACAAGUAUGGCCACAUCUGCACAAUACAGACAACUUAUAAAUGACUACGGACCACCAUCCCUAGGCUACACACAAGGGAUGCAGGGUACCAGCAGCAGUCAAGUACCACAAAGCAAAUAUGCAGAACUCCUAGCUAUCAUAGAAGAAUUAGGAAAAGAAAUUAGACCCACGUAUGCGGGAAGUAAAAGUGCCAUGGAGAGGCUAAAACGAGGCAUCAUUCAUGCUAGAGGAUUAGUUCGAGAAUGCUUGGCUGAGACUGAACGGAAUGCAAGAUCCUAGCCUACUAAUUCAGUUAAAAGAUUUUCCACCUCUUUAUGAAGGAAGAGUACUAGUUAUUCCCUUGGUGACUUUCAAAACAUUCAGAUAAAUCCUUUAAUUUUGAAUGUUUUACGUUCCUUUUUUUGCCCUUAAAAAUGUACAGUUAAGAAUGAGAAAAACAAGGAUUUUUUUCAACUGACAAGGGUUUGCAUUUUUUUAAGACGUUAAACUCCCCAAAUUAUUUCUAAAGAUUGUUGAGGCUGAACUGCAUGCAAAGGAAUGCUUUCUAUCCCUCAGGCUAUACUUCACUUCCUUUCCUAUUCAGCCGCAGUCUCAUUCUUUUUCUUUGCCUAUUCACGUAACCCCAAAUUGUCAAACUUCCAUCCUUUGACAUAAGCUCCAAGCAUUUUUUUAAAUAAAUGCAGAGAUAGCACGUUUUACCUAGUAGUCUGCUAUAUCACACAGUGUCAUACAGCAUAGAUUCCCGCUUAGAAAUAACCCUUUUUUUGCAUAAGCAUUUGCAUGAUUGUUAGUACUUUGGAGUCCAUUUAAAGUGCAUGAGCUAUACAGGAGGUAGGGCAACCUAUUAAACAAUAACAAGGUCCCAGAAAACUAAUUUUCACACUAAGGCUGAAGAUUUCAGUUGUAAGUUUGCCAAAAAAAAAAGAAAAGAAGAAAAAAAAAACAUUCUGGAUAAAUGACUAAAACUGUUAUUUGCAUCUUUGUAUGUAUUUAUUACUUGAUGUAAUAAAACUUAUUUUCAUUAACAA
Alligator mississippiensis (American alligator) is the source of this 1600-nucleotide messenger RNA. It is a transcript of the gene CDK2AP1, whose product is annotated as cyclin dependent kinase 2 associated protein 1. Lineage: Eukaryota; Metazoa; Chordata; Crocodylia; Alligatoridae. Gene Ontology annotation, cellular component: nucleus; cytoplasm. The record is from RefSeq and is a predicted model, not a curated record.